Dreissena polymorpha is the source of this 6222-nucleotide messenger RNA. RefSeq lists its product as uncharacterized. Bases 122 to 4246 code for a protein of 1374 amino acids. Lineage: Eukaryota; Metazoa; Mollusca; Bivalvia; Myida; Dreissenidae. The transcript has 5 exons. The record is from RefSeq and is a predicted model, not a curated record.
UUCGUUCCCCAUAGCUCCAGGAAAAACACAUCCACCACGCCUUUUAACAAAGGCGCGAGACAUAGGAAGAACUGUACGUCAUUCGUCUACGUGCAAAGUCACAGACACAGAUCUUCAGGGCAUGUUCAUAACACUGACGAGGCUGUUGACUGACCAAAUAUGUCUAGCAAACGACGUUGCUGCGCAGGAGGCUGUUAGGAAGCUAGCAAAGCUACAAACCGACGUUCUGAAGAUAACAACGGAGGAAAUUAUUAACUUGUUAGAAUCUGCACGAAAUAAUCUAAUGAAAGUAGAACAUAUAACUGAAAAUAUAACUAAAGCUAUGGAUGAGAUGCGUAUUUACAUUGAAAACUAUAGAAAGGUUCUAAAUGCACACACAGACAAAUGCAAGAUGGAACUUGAUUUACACACGGGCAAAUGUAAAAAACAACUGGAUGGACAUCGUCAAAUGUCUGCAGAAACAGACUACGAUGAAUCUUGUAAAGAUUUUCGCAGACGGUUGGUGGCACAUUACGAUGACACUUCUAGCAAUAUUUCUCUUUCGAACUUGGAUCAGAGUCUUGAUAAGCGUAUAGUAGAUAUAUACGCAACGCCGAAUAUACACCGAAUUCAAAUUGAAAAAGAUGGAAAACGCAUAAAACAGGAAGAAGUACUGACAUACACAGAUAUAUUUUACACAGAUGGUGAGCCCAAUCGACGUAUAUACCUACAAGGUGAACCCGGCAGCGGAAAAUCUACAUUUUCAGCUAAGUUAGUCCAUGACUGGUCCCAUGGAAUCCAGCUUACGUCGGCAACCCCCAGUAAAACUACUGCAUUCGAUGACGUUUCAACAAUUCAAAAAUUCAAGUUCCUAUUUUUCAUCACAUUGAGAGAUACGAUAUGUCAGGCAGAUGUUACGCAGAUGAUAAAGACGCAGCUUAUUGAUACAACAUUUUCCGAAGACGAACGCGCCGAUGUUUACAAACUGUUUGUUCGAAUAAUGAACAAUGAACUUUGCCUCGUAGUACGGGAAGGUCUUGACGAAUGGGUGCCUCCUGCGUGUAGCAACUUAGCUGAACCUUCCAUGGCUGGAUUUCAGAACGACAAGUGCACGGUACUAACGACAUCUCGACCAUGGAAACUUGCUGAUGAACGUAUUAAGAAUUCGCAUAUCGAAAUUCUUUUUGAAAUCGAGGGGAUUAGUAAUCCGUAUGCAUUUAGUGAAAAUAUAAUUCGAUGCCUUAUUGACCACUCGAAAGAUCUUAAAGAAACUGCGAUACAAUUUGAGUCGUUCGUGGAAGAUCGUGAUCUCGAAUCAUUAUUUUCUUCACCAAUGUUGUACACGCUUGUCAUAUGUACCUGGGUAAACACAUUUGAGGAGGAUGAGGACGAUGUUUUGGAAGAAUCGUCUUGUGCACUUUACACUACUCUGCUUGAAAGUCUUUGUAAAAAAGCCAACAGUACGACUGGUUAUUUUAACGAUUCAAAACCGCCACCAGUGCACUGUUUUUCUAGCACAAGUUACCUUCAGCCAAACAUUGAACACUUAGAUAAGCUAGCAGAAGUAGCUUGUAAAUUGCUUUUCUCUUCUGAGAGAGAAUCGUCUAUUGUUUUCAGUGAUAUAACAUUAUCCAACUAUUUUUCUCCGGAUGAGUUCGAAGUUCGCAAGAAGUUUGCUCUCAAGGCAGGAGUAUUAACAAACAGGAAACAUAAAACUCGAACAGGAAGAUCCAACUCAUUUGUCCACAAAACUGUGCAGGAAUUUCUCGCAGCAUAUCAUAUCGCUCUCAAUACAUACGUCAUUGAUGACGUCAUAUCAAGAUACCUUAAACUCAAAAAUACAUCAUAUCUCGAAAUAUCGCAAGUUCUCAUAUUUCUGUGUGGAAUGAACAUCUCUGCUGCGAAUAAAUUGUCGGCUCUGAUGAAUCAAUAUGACAUUAAACAUUGCGAUGAAUGUAAGAAUUCUAAAGCACUUGAUGGUCCCUGUUGGUUUCAGCAUAUCAUUGAGUCUGGAAUCAGUGAGGCAGUAGCCAACAAGCAGGAAGGCAUACAGCUGGAACUUAGUCACUUUUAUAUUGAUGAAAGCAACAUAAGAGAAUUACAUGAAAUAUGGCCGACAGACACGUGCAAUGUCGAGGUCUUAUUUGUCAGUCUUACCAUGAAUGACUUUCUGAGUUCACCUGCACUUGGCGAGUCUACAACUCAUUUUGAGUUUAACCUGUCAUCGUGCCAAACUUUGAGGCUAUUGUGUCUUUGGGGCAGCGGCAUAUUGCUGAGAGAUACAGCAAGCUCGGUCAGAUCAGAAUUUCCGGUCUGUAUUGUACUUAACAACGCAGAUCCAGCCCAAGGUGCAGACACUCCCCCAGAACUGCACAGCAUAGAAGAUAUUUCCCUUAAAAGUGUCACAUGUUCCUCAACCUGUCUACGCAGUCUGUUCAGCACGCUGUUGACACACAAUCAGAACGUGGAGUGUGCGCUAGAGUGUGUCAUAACAUCGUGUGUAGAGGGAUCAGAUAUAUGUGCAGAAGCAGUCAUAAAGACGAAUUUCAGCGGUCGAUUUCACAUGCAGUCUAUAAAGAAUGACAGUCCCGGUCUAUGGGAGGCUCUUCAUGGUCUGAAUAUCACCAGUCUUAGCCUGGAUGGCUAUAAAGAUGAUGGAUUUCGUUUGAAUCAUACAGAACUGUUCUGGCAGUUUCUAUCAUCGCUCACACAUCUGGAAAGUCUUAGUCUUAAGGUUUGUGACAUUCCCAGUCUGUGCAAGGCCCUCCAUGGUAUGAAUAUCGAUUAUCUGAGUCUGACAUUGAGUGAUAAGUUUCAAGAUUUGGAAGAGAACGAUUUAGAUUUAUUGUCGAAGUCUCUAUUGUCGCUUAUACGGAUGGAAACGCUUAAAAUUAAAGUGCCUGGAGACUCUCCCGGUCUGUGGGAGGCUCUUCGUGGUCUGAAUAUCACGAGUCUCAGUCUGAGUAGUUGUUGGCGGAAUGACGGUUUGAGCGUGAAUCAUGUAGAGUCGUUGUCGGAGUGUUUAACAUCUCUAAAACAUCUGAAAGAACUUAGUAUUUAUGUGGGUGGAGAUAAUCCCUUACUGUGGGAAGCUCUCCGUGGUCUGAAUAUCAAGAGUCUGAGUCUGAAAUAUACCAGCGGAGGUUUGACAGUGGUUCAUGGAGAGUCUUUAGCGCAGUCUCUAUCAUCUCUCACACGGCUAAAAUCGCUCAGUAUUUGUGUGUGUGAAGACGACUGCGGUCUGUGGAAGGCUUUCCGUUUUUUGAAUAUCACGAAUCUGAGUCUUGAUAUUACGAGAGGUGGUUUGAGAGUGAAUCAUGUAGAGACGUCGUCGAAGUCUCUAUCAUCACUUGCAAAGCUGGAAACGCUUUGUAUACAUGUUUCAAGAAAGAGUCCCGGUCUGUUUGAGGCCCUCUGUGGUCUUAAUAUCAAGAGUUUGGGUCUGUUUCUAAGCGACUGGGAAAUUGGUUCGAUAGUGAAUCAUGCAGAGUCGUCGUCACAGUAUAUAUUAUCGCUCAACCUGCUGGAAACGCUGAGUAUUGGUGUAGAUUAUGACAUACCAAAUCUUUGGAAUGCUCUCCAUGGUCUGAAUAUCAAAAGUUUGAGUCUGACGCUAACGGACUGUGCACGUGGUGUGAGAGUGAAUAAUGCAGAGUCGUCUUCGCAUAAUCUAGUAUCACUCAACCAGCUGGAAACGCUGAGUAUUGAUGUGGAUUAUGACAUUCCAAAUCUUUGGAAUGCUCUCCAUGGUCUGAAUAUCACGUCUUUGUGUCUGAAAGUUAGGCGGAAUGGUUGGAAUCAUAUAGAGUCGAUAUCGCAGGCUCUAGUGUCGUUCACACAGCUGGAAACACUCAGUUUGUUUUGGGACGAUUCCGUUCGGUGGGAAGUUCUCCGUGGACUGAAUAUAAAGAGUUUGAGUCUGAAUGUUUGUCAUGGUGCAGCACAAAAACACGUAGAGUUUGUGUCGCAAGUUUUAUCAUCGCUCUCACAGCUGGAAACGCUUAGCAUUAGUGUGGAUAAAGACAGUCCCGGUCUGUGGGAGGCUCUCUUUGGUCUGAAUAUCAAGAGCCUGAAAUUGAGUGGUAGGUGGUUUGGAGUUUUGAUAGUGAAUAAUGUUGAGUCGUUGUCGAAUUCUCUAUCAUCGCUCACACAGCUUGAGACACUAAGGAUUAUAGUACGAAAAGACACUCCCGGUCUUUGGGAGGCGCUUAGUGGUCUUAAUAUCAAGAAUCUUUGUGUCAGUGAUGAGUGGAAUGGUUGCGAGUGAAUAAUGAAUCACAGUCUCUGCCAUCUCUCACACAGCACAACUGACAAUGCUUAGUAUAAGUGUGUCGAUAGACAGUCAGGAUCUGCAGGAGUCUGUCCGUGGUCUGAAUAUCAAGAGUCUGAGUCUGGGUAGUAAGUGGAACAGUUUGAGAGUGAAUCACGAUGAGUCGUUGCUGCAGUCUCUAUGAUCGCUCAUACCGAUGGAAACGCUAACAAUAUAUUUAUAAUAUGUCUUUUAACGGAUAUCUAAAUCAUUGACUUUUUUAUCUUUACUGUUAUCAAUUACAUUAAUCGGAAUUGUGAGACCUAUUCAACACGAUGUCUGAAUUCAUUCAGAAAGUUGAAAGUAGGUUGGAAUUCGGUUUUUCUCCUUUCAAUUAAAAUAAGUAUACCCCACUGAAAGAAUACACUGAUAUCCAACAGUUACUGGAAAAACUGAUUAUGUGUGAAUAUGUGUGUGCUGUUAAUGACCCUGACAGCGUUGAUAGAAAGGAGUAAAACGAUUUCUUUCGUAACAUUUAUCUGGACGCCAUCAAUCGAAUUUCAAUGUGACUUCAGAAUAUACCAGCUUUGAGUUCAUGAAUCAAUGCAUGCGGUUUUCAUGACGAUGAUGAUAUAGACGCAUGCAUUACGAGUAUAGGAAACACCUGUCGAUAUUGUGUAAAUAACACGAAAACAGGAACAGCUCAAAUACUUUAAGUCGCCGGAUGAAAUUGUUUAUGUCAAACAUUGCAUUACGAAGUAUUAAUAUUUUAUCAGUGUUAAAAUUCAACGUGUUAGGUAUCAUAUCUCUUCUUUGAUUACAUGAUCUAAGUCUGAUUUAUUGUUUGUCUAACAGGCUAGUAAAUGAUAACUAUUUGUGUUAUGUAUUCCACUAAUGAUUUUAAGAAAUGCAUUUUAGUAAUAAACGUAAUACUUACAAAAUCAUCACAAUUCAUUCUUAAAUAGUAAACUGAAAUGACAUCGUAGUCAUUUAUAUAAAUCAAAGAACAAUAUGACUUCACGUUUGCUGCUUUAGCACGAGUAAUAUGUUGCAAACACAAAUAUCUAAACAAAAUAAUUCAUUAUUUCUAUAGUUUACUUUUUUAAUGUUAGUUAAAGAGGAAUCAGACUGCGCGUCAUAUUAGAAUUCAUCAUUUACUCAGUACUAAUAUGUUUUUAUUGGCUUUAUAAAAACAGCGUGUUGGGCUCGUUGUCAUUAUAUAUGCCAAUAUGUGUUACAUAUAGAAUACGAACCGUUGGUUAAGUUUAAAUUCUUCAUUAACUUAUACAUGUAUGUGUUAUUUUGGUUAUAGAAAUCAAAUUGCGUGUCGUGUAAGAGCUCACCAUAUACUAUAAUGUGUUACUUGACUAUAUGUCAAUCAAACUGCGUUAAAGAACGCAUUAUAUAUUAUUAUGUGUUAAAUGGCUAUAUCAAUCCCACCCUGUGUCCACUUUGAUAUUUAUAAUAUAUAAGAAUGCUUGUAUUGGCUUUUGAAAUCAAAUCGUAUGUCAUGUUACAAUUCAUUUAAUACUACCAAGCGUUCGUUUGGAUAUAGAAUUAACCGCGUGUCGUGUUAGACAUCAUCGUACAGCGCCAUGUAUUAAUUGUGCUAUUGAAAUAAAGCGUGUUAUGUUAGAACUCAUCAUUUAAAACAUGUUCAUUUGGCUAUAGAUAUCAAACUGCAUGUCACGUAAGACUUUAUCAUAAAGCAUUAUGUGUAAAGUGUGGGUUUAAAACACUAAAUGCUUUGGAUUGACCAAUCGAGACAGGUGCUCACAGCUCUGUUCACGGUUUUUGCUGGUUGUCUUUGUGAUCGUCUUAUAAAUUACAUGUGUCACAUCGUUCAACAAAUGGUUCAUAGCAAAUUAACAAAUGAGACAUGCUAUAUGUUUCUAUCUGCUGAUGAACACUGUGCUUAUUCUAUAAUGAAAUAAAUGUUCUUCUUCCUGAUUUGUAUGAUUAUUACGAUAAAUCAAUAAAAUAAAAUUAUUGCA